Messenger RNA from Echinops telfairi (small Madagascar hedgehog), 860 nucleotides. It is a transcript of the gene ERG28, whose product is annotated as ergosterol biosynthesis 28 homolog. Gene Ontology annotation, molecular function: protein-macromolecule adaptor activity. The transcript has 5 exons. NCBI's taxonomy places the organism in Eukaryota, Metazoa, Chordata, Mammalia, Afrosoricida, Tenrecidae. Gene Ontology annotation, cellular component: membrane; endoplasmic reticulum. The record is from RefSeq and is a predicted model, not a curated record. Bases 266 to 739 code for a protein of 157 amino acids.
GCGUACCCUGGAGGAGGCUGGGACAGCGACAACCGCUGAUUGGCAGUAAAGGGGUUCACUCCCCAUCUCCUGCUCGGAGCGAGGGUGACAGAGCCAAUCAAAGCGGAGACUGAUGGAAAGGACCCAAUCGUGGGGCCGGCCUGAGGGUGGGGGCGGGGACAGAUGGUCCAGGUGGACUCCAGACUGGAGGUGUCUUAGGGGAGCUUCUUAGCCGACGCCGAUGCUGCUGCUGUGCUGAGAGACCAGUCUCCAGGCAGAACACACCAUGGGCCGAUUCCUGAACGUGCUGCGCAGCUGGCUGGUCAUGGUCUCCAUCAUCGCCAUGGGGAACACACUGCAGAGCUUCCGAGACCACAGCUUCCUCUACGAGAAGCUCUACACGGGCAAGCCAGACCUGGUGAACGGCCUCCAAGCUCGGACCUUUGGGAUCUGGACCCUGCUCUCGUCCGUGAUCCGCUGCCUCUGUGCCAUCGACAUCCACAAUAGGACGAAGCAGGAAUGCAUGGAAACCAGGCUCCAUGGAAAGGCAGGGGUCCCAGUCAAGUCCAUAAUUGAAGAUGAAAGAGAAGCCCGGACUCCUGACUUCUCCCCUUUGAGGAGCCAAACCUCUGCCAUCAAGCCAAUCCCAGCUCCUCGCGACCCACCCGAAAUAGGGUUUCCGAGGCUGUCUGCUUCCCAAGAGCAGACAGACUCAUUCACCCCCACCCCGAGGAAUAGCUGGUGGGGGUUGAAUUUCUGACUUCAAGGAUGGCCCGGCAGGGCUCCUCCAGGUCUAGGCUCUACCACAUCACGCUCUGGACCUUCCUCCUGGCCCUGGGCCACUUCCUCUCCGAGCUGUUUGUGUUUGGGACAGCGGCCCC